UUACUUCCGGCCGAUUGCCUCUCUCUUUCCUUUUGCCUGAAUGUAAGAGGAGCAGGGCGGACGCAGUCCUCCGACUCUAUCCGACCCCAUCGUCCCUGAAAGGCACCUUGUUCCGUCGCCAAAAUGACCGAACAGAUGACAGUGAGGGGGACCCUGAAGGGCCACAAUGGCUGGGUCACCCAAAUCGCGACCACCCCUCAGUUUCCCGAUAUGAUUCUGUCUGCGUCCAGAGACAAGACUAUCAUCAUGUGGAAGCUGACCCGUGAUGAGACCAAUUACGGAAUCCCCCAGAGGGCACUGCGUGGUCACUCUCACUUUGUGAGCGAUGUGGUCAUCUCCUCCGAUGGGCAGUUUGCCCUGUCUGGCUCCUGGGAUGGGACGCUGCGUUUGUGGGACUUGACCACCGGAACCACGACUCGGCGCUUUGUCGGCCACACUAAGGAUGUCCUCAGUGUUGCCUUCUCUGCUGACAACCGCCAGAUUGUGUCAGGGUCGCGGGACAAGACCAUCAAGUUGUGGAACACCCUGGGUGUCUGCAAGUACACUAUUCAGGAUGAGAGCCAUACUGAGUGGGUGUCCUGCGUGCGGUUCUCUCCCAACAGCAGCAACCCCAUAAUUGUGUCCUGUGGCUGGGACAAAAUGGUCAAGGUGUGGAACCUGGCCAACUGCAAGCUGAAGACCAACCAUAUUGGCCACACAGGUUACCUGAACACUGUCACUGUUUCUCCUGAUGGCUCUCUGUGUGCUUCCGGUGGCAAGGAUGGGCAGGCAAUGCUGUGGGACCUGAAUGAAGGGAAGCACCUGUACACCCUAGAUGGUGGAGACAUCAUCAAUGCCCUCUGCUUCAGCCCUAACCGAUACUGGCUGUGUGCUGCUACUGGUCCUAGCAUCAAGAUCUGGGACCUGGAAGGAAAAAUAAUUGUUGAUGAGCUGAGACAGGAGGUCAUCAGCACCAACAGCAAAGCUGAGCCACCCCAGUGUACAUCGCUUGCCUGGUCUGCUGAUGGGCAGACCCUGUUUGCUGGCUACACUGACAACCUGAUCAGGGUUUGGCAGGUUACCAUUGGAACCAGAUAAAGAAAAAACUGGCAACAAUUUGGCUCCAAACCAAGAUGUUGACCUUAAAUAAAUUAAAAAAAAAAAAAAAAA
Molecule: messenger RNA, 1149 nt
Organism: Scleropages formosus (Asian bonytongue)
Lineage: Eukaryota; Metazoa; Chordata; Actinopteri; Osteoglossiformes; Osteoglossidae
Product: receptor of activated protein C kinase 1-like
Exons: 8
Coding region: 124-1077 (317 amino acids)
Molecular function (GO): translation regulator activity; ribosome binding; protein binding
Source: RefSeq, a predicted model, not a curated record